AGGCAUCACCUGGUCAAGGCUGGGGGCCACCUGAUCCACUGCUCGGUCGUCGUCGGGCUGCUGGUGGGCGUCCAGGAGUUCAUGUCGCCGGCCGCCGAGGGCGCCGUCCUGCCGCGGCCGGUGCGCGCCGUGGCCGCGGCGGCCUUCCCCGUGUUCUGCCUGCACAAGCUCGCGGUGCUCCUGGUCUCCCUGCCGCCCCACCGGGCGCCACCGCGCCGCCGGACGGCACGCCAGUUCUUUGUGUCCGAGCCGGCGGAGCUGGCGAGGCACGUGGCGGAGGCGCUGACGGUGGUCAUCGUCACGGGCUUCGGGUGUAUGUGCGGCGCGCUCCACUGGGCCGUCUUCGCGCCGCUCGCCGCAGCAGCAGCGGGCGUGGUGCUCAGCGCCAGCGAGGCGCCGCCGCUGGCACUGGCGCAGGCCGCGGCGGCGACGGCGGUGCGCCUGGUGGUGGUCCUGGUGGCGCUGACGGUGCAGGCGUGCCGUCGAGUCGCCCGCCGCCCGCGGGGCGUGGCGGAGGCGAUGCACCCGCUGGGCGCCGGGCCGCACGUGGUCGCGAGCCUGGCGGUUCUGCCCCUGGCGUGGUACGUGGAGUCCAACGUGCCCGUGCUGGCGCUCUGGUCUGUGCACGCAGGCCUGGCCGCGGUGGGCCUGGCCGACCGGCUCGUCCUGCGCCGGCUGCGGUGGCGCCCAGGCGUCGCCUGGUGGUACGCCGUGCAGUUCGCGGCCGUCGCCGCUUACGUUGUGAACGCCGCGUGCGAGUUCUCCCGCGGCGCGGGCGCACCCGGCAGGCCGGCGCUCCGCCCGUCGUGGGCGGCCGCGGCGCCGCCAUCGGACCGUGCUCGGCCCGGCUCGGCUCGGCGCCGUCGGUUCAGCUCGGCUCGGCCCGGCUCGGCUCGCCGCCGCCGUGGGCUCAGGGCGACGGCCAGGGCGAGCAGCUGCGAGGAUCGAGGCUCUCGGAUGUGCGCGCCGGCGGUCGGCGAGCUGCCGGCCCGCGGGGGUGGUCUCCAGCAGCCGCGCCUCUCGUCGAGUGCGUUCCGGGGGUGCCGGGGGUCGUCCCGCGCACGGCCGCCGGCCGGCCCGAGGUAGGGCCUGGAAACCAGGGCGCGGCAGGUCAGAGGCAACGUGGAUCGGCGAGUACAGGGUAUGGUUGCGCCAGGGUGUGGCUUGCGGUCGGCACCGUUGGGGCCAGGGGGGCACGACGCCGUCCUCGUCGGGCCUCCUCGGGGCGCGGGGGACAUCUCUCGAGGUCCCCGCGCCCCCCCCCCCCCCUGGGGUGCCACCCGGGAGAAUCCCCAGGGCGCCGAUUGCAAACCACGCCCUUUGCAAACCACACCUUUUCGAGUCGCCGAGUUAACUUAAGGGGGCGGUUGGCUCAGGGAAGAAGGCAUCGACCUC
Messenger RNA from Prorocentrum cordatum, 1395 nucleotides. NCBI's taxonomy places the organism in Eukaryota, Dinophyceae, Prorocentrales, Prorocentraceae. The record is from the annotation of a GenBank genome assembly.